GAAAAGAGUUUCGGGCUUUUUCAAACCCUUUCAAUCAAUUUUCAAAAGUUCCUAGGAAUUUUUGAAACAACCCAUCUAAUAAACCUAUUAUAGCAGCUCAGCAAUACUCAAUAUGACGAAAACUCUUAUGGAAGCGGCUAUUGAAAAAACUACUAACGACGAAAUUAAAACUUUGCACAUUAAACUGGAAAUUUUGGAAGAGGAAUUGAAAAAUGCACUUGCCCGUGCCGAAAAAGCCGAAUCUACCCUUGAAACCUACAAGCGUCAACAGUCGAAUGAGUCGAAUAGGUUGCAUGCAACAAUACCUACCACAGUACAAGCACCCCCACCACCGCCAAUGAUGCCCCCACCACCGCCACCACCAAUACCUGCUUCAUUGUUAUACUCUCCAAAUAUUUCUACACUUUACAGAAAGCCUCGUUCGGGUAGCUCAUCGUCCUCUUUAGGUGGUUCCACUUGCCACCUUCAUUCAUCCCAGAAUGAUUUACAAUCAGGAAAUGGUGGUAGUGGUUCUGGUGCUGGUGGUAGUGGCUAUGAUGCAACAACAAACAGAAACAACGAAAGCUUCUGUAGCAGUUGCAAACAUCAAAUGAAGCAACAAGUAGGGGCGGCAACAGGUCUUGACGCUUUAGUACGAGAACUGAAAUCAGGCAAAGUAACACUGCGACGUAAUCGAAGAAAAACCAAAACAAACGAAGCCCUCCAAGAAAUGUUCCAAGUCUUAGAAAUAAGCCAAAAGCAAAACCGAAAUUCCCAAAUUGUAAUCGAUAUUCAUAUAUGAUCGUUAGAUUGAGUUUAAAACAAAAAAAAAACCUAUUAAGCCUUCUUGCAAUGCCUUUAUGCCUUUUUGUAUUUAACCAAAAAAAAAAAAAAAAAAAUCACGCAUAGCCUUUAUUUUUCUCUUAAGCCUUAUUGCAUAUUUAUAAAACAUAACCUACUAACAAAAUAUUUUCUUUCUACAACUUUUGUAUUCCUUAGAUUAAUCACCUUAUUUUGUUUUGUAAACUUAGUUUACAUUUUUUUUUUUGUUACUUAUUUUAGUAAAUCCUUAUUAUUGGGUUUAAGAACCGUAAUUUAUGGUGCUUCACUCAAAGACAAAAAUAAACCAAUAACCAAUAAGUCUUCCAAUGGAAUUUAUUAGCAAUUAUUUACAUUUUUUUUAUUAUUUUAUUAACUAAUCAUUUUUAUCGAUUAAUAUUUCUAAAAAUUUAUUUUUGAUUCGCAUUGGAAUCAAGCACAUUAUUUUUUACAUUUAAUCCGAAUGGUACAUAAAAUGUAUCUAUUUUAUGUAAGUUAUAUUAAUUUUUAUAUUUUUAUCUGUUUACUCAGAAUAUAACCAACGAAUAUUUUUUUUUUAUAUUUUAUUUUAUUACCUUAUAUGUAUUGCCUUAAAAAUAUUAUUGUUGCAAUAAAGCAUGACAAAAAAA
This is a messenger RNA of Episyrphus balteatus (marmalade hoverfly), 1427 nucleotides long. Its product is annotated as shootin-1. Lineage: Eukaryota; Metazoa; Arthropoda; Insecta; Diptera; Syrphidae. Bases 113 to 781 code for a protein of 222 amino acids. The transcript is spliced from 3 exons. The record is from RefSeq and is a predicted model, not a curated record.